CUGCCUCAGACUCAGAAGAAGAUGAACACAGUUCAAAAGAUGCCUGGUACUCUGAAAUAGAUAGUGAUUGGUGUCAGCCAAAUGAAAAUUCUGUUUGGUUUGAUGCGAAAGAAGAUGCAGGUGUCACUGAUGAUACAGACGAAAAUUCAACGAACCAUUUUGCCAACAUGACUGGGGAUUCAAACUCCACAACCAGUGAUGAACCAUUGUAUCAAGGAGCCCCUAUUUCAGUUGCUGAAAGUGCUAUUUUGAUAUUGACUUUUGCGAUGAGACACAAUCUUACAGGGGAGUGUUUGUCUGACUUGCUAACACUUAUUUCUCUGCACUGUGUUACUACAAGUUUCCUACACUUAUCGUUGUACAGAUUUAGGUCUUAUUUCAGUGCUUUGAAAUCUUCUUUGUUGUUUCAUAAGUUCUGCAGUAAAUGUGAUUUUAUAAUUGAUGAAUCAUCUGGUGUAUGUACUGUUUGUAAAAGUGAUUUGAGUGAAAAGGGUAAUGUGUCAUACUUUGUUGAAAUACCAUUGAUAUUUCAAAUACAGCAAUUAUUUCAAAGAUCAGACUUUCAUCUUCAGCUUCUGCAGCGAUUUUCUAGAAAGAAGAAAGAUGAAAACAAUAUUGAAGACAUUUAUGAUGGGAAAUUAUACAAAGCGCAUUCUGGAUCUGGUGGCUUCUUGGAUUCUCAUAGUAACAUUUCAUUUAUGUGGUAUACAGAUGGUGUGCCUCUUUUUAAGUCCUCAAAAGUUAGUAUUUGGCCAUUAUUCCUUUCAAUUAAUGAACUACCAGCACAGUACAGGUUCAAACAAGAAAACAUAUUGUUUGCAGGACUUUGGUUUGGAAAUUCAAAACCUUCAAUGUCAUGCUUUUUGAAACCUUUUCAUGAUAGCCUAAAUGAAUUUAAGGAUAUUGGAUGUACAAUUAACUGUAUUCAUUGCUCAUCUAUAACAGAAAAGGGUAUGCUGUUAUGUGGAACAUGUGAUUUACCAGCCAAAUGCAUGGUUCUGAAUAUGACUCAGUUUAAUGGCAAGUAUGGAUGCCCAAAAUGCAAACAAGAAGGAGAAAUAGUAAAAACUGGAAAAGGACAUACAAGAGUGUUUCCAUUUCAUGAAUUAAUAAAUGAACCAAAGAGGAAUCACAAUGAAUUCAUUCAACAUGGAGAAGAAGCUUUUGCAUCUUCGCAGCCUGUCUUUGGUGUGAAAGGUCCUUCAUGGUGGGUUAAUUGUUGUCCAGAUAUUAUUAAUGGUACAGCCAUUGAUUACAUGCAUUCUGUUCUUCUUGGACUUAUACGCAGACUUCUACAACUGUGGUUUGAUCCAAAGUUUUCCUCACAAUCUUUCUCUGUUUCACACCUUGUAAGUGUUGCAAAUAGAAGACUUUCUUCAAUUAGACCUCCAUAUUUCAUAAAACGACACCCACGAGAUAUUAAAGAACAUUCGAAGUACUGGAAGGCUUCCGAGUGCAGAGCAUGGCUUUUCUUUUACUCUGUUCCAGUGCUUUUUGGAUUAUUAAAGGAGAACAUUUUUAAUCACUACUUGCUGUUAGUAGAAGCUAUAUAUAUCAUGAAUUUGGACUCAAUUUCUACUACAGAUUUAAAACAUUGUGAGGAACUUUUGAUAAAAUUUUGUGGUAUUUUUUCAGUCCUUUAUGGUGAUCAACAUAUGUCAGCCAACUUACACCAACUUCUUCAUUUGCAUGAUACAGUUGAACAGCUGGGACCACUUUGGGUGUACUCCUGUUUUUCCUUUGAAAGUAUGAAUGGUGAUCUUAUAAAAUUGUUUCAUGGCACUCAAAACCCUGUUGUUCAAAUUGCAAAUACAGUAUCAACCAUGCUUAAGCUUCCAGCUUUUGCAACUCAAAUCAAAAAUGAAACACCCAUUUGGAACUUCUAUGUUAAGCUGAACUCGUCAAAUUAUCAUUACAAACUUGGUGAAAAAAUAUUCAAAGGUGCAUAUGUUAUUGGAGCUAAACAUUUAAAAAAACUCAAUGCCAAGUUUUCUGAAGUUGUUAGUCAGUCAGCAAGUUUUGCACUAGGUGACUGUUAUAUGUUUUACAGACUGUUUUAA
Molecule: messenger RNA, 2060 nt
Organism: Dreissena polymorpha
Lineage: Eukaryota; Metazoa; Mollusca; Bivalvia; Myida; Dreissenidae
Exons: 3
Coding region: 168-2060 (630 amino acids)
Source: RefSeq, a predicted model, not a curated record